ACAAUCCUUUGCGUUGUCCUGCAGCUCACACAAUAAGGAAGGUCGCAAGUUUAGUUUAAUUGACGCUGUACUGAGGAAGAGGAGAAUUCUGAUCGUAAUUAUGCUGGGACAAGCUGUGAGACGAUUCGCAACGUCUGCUAUUCGUUCUUCUCACUAUGCUGAGGGACCAGGGAAGAACCUGCCAUUUUCUGUGGAAAACAAGUGGCGCCUGCUGGGCAUGAUGGUGGUGUUCUUUGGCAGUGGCUUUCUAUUCCCCUUCAUCGUCGUCAGACAUCAGAUCCUGAAGAAAUAAAAUGGCCCAGUGCUAUUACUCAGCCUUCAAGGUCAUCAAGUGGAGCAUAUUUGUAUAUCAGAGUUCUGUCCAGGCAGAAGAAUGGGAAUCUCUUAAUUGUCUUUGUAAAUAAAGUUUCCUCAAAUAUGA
Molecule: messenger RNA, 421 nt
Organism: Monopterus albus (swamp eel)
Lineage: Eukaryota; Metazoa; Chordata; Actinopteri; Synbranchiformes; Synbranchidae
Gene: cox7c
Product: cytochrome c oxidase subunit 7C
Exons: 3
Coding region: 101-292 (63 amino acids)
Biological process (GO): mitochondrial electron transport, cytochrome c to oxygen
Cellular component (GO): respiratory chain complex IV
Source: RefSeq, a predicted model, not a curated record